AUGUUGGCACGAGAGCGGGACGACGAAAGGCGUGGCAAGAGUGCGGGCGAGUUUGAGCGCACCGGGGGGGGUUGCGGGAGCGACGAAGUUCAGUGGGCCAUCGCGUAUGAGGACGACAGGCGUCCGGAAAAGGCGGACCGCUCGGAAACCGCGAGCAAACCAAGAGGAAAAGCGCGAGUAUCGGUUGGAAUCCGGAGAGUUACGAGACGGGAAAAAGUGCUGCCACGUGGCAGUUCGCUGGAUUCCUUCCCGCAGAGGUGGGCGUUCAGGCCGUCACUGCGCGUGGAGGCGCAGGCGAAGAAGAGCGCGAUCGCGGCGCAGCGGAUUCUGGGGCAGAAGCUCAAGAAGGCGCGCGCAGAGGGGGCGGAGCUGGACGCGGAAGUUAGCCGUCUGCAAGAACAGCUCCAGAGCAAGGCCGCCGAGUGCCACCUGGCACACCAGCACGUGACGUCAGCUCAGAAGGCCCUGCACGCCCUGGAAGUAGACCACCAAAAGGCCCUGUUUCGGGCGGCAGCGGCCGCUCAGGAAGAGCGGCUGCGAGCCGCCGGAAAGCUAGCAGAGCUUGAGGCGCUAGUGGGCUUCCGCGAGACGGAACUCCGACGGAAGGGGGGGGAGGCGGAAGCACUGCGAGCGGAACGGAAACGGUGGCGCGGUCAGAGUAGCAGAGUUGGAGGGGGAGAUGCAGCGCGUGCGGGGACUGCUGGUCAAGGCGGACGAAGAGGCCAAGACGGAAUUUGUGGAGAGUUACCGGAGGGAGAGGGAUGCAGCGACGAGCCCCCCGCGCUGACGUUCAUCCAAGUUCAGCUGCAAAAGGCGGGCGCCGACGAGUCCAAAGCUGAGGAAGUUCGGCCCGGGGACUUGCCCGCAGGGGCAGAACCGGGCCCUCCGCUCCCCGACCGCCGGACACACCCCCCGCCCCUGGUCGGCCGAAUCGGCGGCCGCGGCCGCCUUUCCAUAUUUCCCCGCGACCGCAUGCUCGCAUCCCUCCUGCCCAGCCCCACGUUCGUCCCGGCCCCUCCCCCCCUAGCCGCUUCCGGCCACGGAUCGCCCUUCCUCGGGUCCGUGUCCCGCCCCUAG
This is a messenger RNA of Klebsormidium nitens, 1077 nucleotides long. The record is from the annotation of a GenBank genome assembly. NCBI's taxonomy places the organism in Eukaryota, Viridiplantae, Streptophyta, Klebsormidiophyceae, Klebsormidiales, Klebsormidiaceae.